Molecule: messenger RNA, 624 nt
Organism: Triticum turgidum subsp. durum (durum wheat)
Lineage: Eukaryota; Viridiplantae; Streptophyta; Magnoliopsida; Poales; Poaceae
Source: the annotation of a GenBank genome assembly
AUGCCCGUAGGCGGCCCGAAGAGCGAUAUAAAAGUUUCGACUCUAGGCGAAGUCAUGGCGCCAGAAGUCCAGGACAUAAAGUAUGCCGAUGUUGUAGCGCUGGAAAAUCACAAGGCGGGACGAAACGCUGGUGCAGCAAGAAACGCCGACGAUGCAUGCAUGUCUGAUAUGGUGAGUCUUGUCGCGAGGGAAGCUAACUCACACUUACAUGUGGGUAACGUGAAGCAAGGCGCACACGCUGCGCAUUACAGUCCAAUCUGUGCAGGAGGCACGUACAUGGUUGCUACGUACAAGUCGUAUAAUGCAACUUCAUGUGGGAGCUCACCUUCACGUGGUGUCCUGGUGGACGAGCAACGCCCAGGAAAAAGAAAAGGACAUGAUGGUGCCGCUCCUAAUGGCUUAGCUACAACACGCAAAGCAAAAGGGUUAGGCUUUUCUGAUGGGUCAGAAGAGAAGACGGACCAGGAGACAAGCCAUACCGCGGGUGAUGAUGGGCAAGGCCCAUUACCUGGUGGCCUGCAUGGGUUUUCGCCUGGUGGCCUGCGUGUGGACGAGAGCUCAGCUACAGCCGCGGUGCUGCUGAACAGUCCAACAGGGAUGUCGACGGCACGUUCAGGUAUCUAG